Gekko japonicus is the source of this 1524-nucleotide messenger RNA. It is a transcript of the gene NDRG1, whose product is annotated as N-myc downstream regulated 1. Gene Ontology annotation, biological process: signal transduction. The transcript is spliced from 16 exons. Bases 41 to 1279 code for a protein of 412 amino acids. NCBI's taxonomy places the organism in Eukaryota, Metazoa, Chordata, Lepidosauria, Squamata, Gekkonidae. Gene Ontology annotation, cellular component: cytoplasm. The record is from RefSeq and is a predicted model, not a curated record.
CAAAGCUCCGCGUGGUCCGCUUUGGUACCAGCUACUGACAAUGUCGAUGGAAGUCCAAGACGCACAUAUUGCAGAAGUGAAACCUCUGGUAGAGAAAGAUGAGGCAAUCACACAUCUCCUGCCAGACUUUGAUGUUCAGGAACAAGAUGUUGAAACAGUGCAUGGUUCUGUCCAUGUCACUAUGUGUGGGACUCCCAGAGGGAACAGGCCUGCAAUUCUGACAUACCAUGAUAUUGGACUUAAUCAUAAAACAUGCUUCAACCCGCUCUUCAACUUCGAAGAUAUGCAAGAGAUCACACAGCACUUUGCCGUCUGCCAUGUGGAUGCCCCUGGACAGCAUGAUGGGGCGGCCUCUUUCCCCCCUGGAUAUAUGUACCCUUCCAUGGACCAACUUGCUGAAAUGCUUCCUGGAAUCCUGAAGCAGUUUGGACUGAAAAGUGUGAUCGGAAUGGGAACUGGAGCUGGUGCCUACAUAUUAACCAGAUUUGCUCUUAACUAUCCUGAUAUGACAGAAGGACUCGUUCUUAUUAAUGUCAACCCCUGUGCUGAAGGAUGGAUGGACUGGGCAGCAACCAAGAUUUCUGGAUGGACUCAUGCCAUGCCAGAUUUGAUCAUUUCACAUCUUUUUGGCAAGGACGAGAUUCAUAACAACCAGGAUUUGAUCAACACUUACCGCCGGCACAUCAUCAAUGACAUGAAUCAAAACAAUCUGCACCUCUUUGUCAACUCCUACAGCAGCCGAAGAGACCUGGAAAUUGAGCGCCCUGUGCCUGGUGUAAAUGUUGUUACUCUACAGUGCCCUACCCUGUUGGUGGUUGGGGACAGCUCUCCAGCCGUUGAUGCCGUGGUUGACUGCAAUGCUAAACUGGACCCAACGAAAAACACUCUCUUAAAGAUGGCCGACUGUGGUGGUCUUCCUCAAGUUUCCCAGCCUGCGAAACUCGCUGAAGCUUUCAAAUACUUUGUACAGGGAAUGGGAUACAUGCCUUCUGCGAGCAUGACCAGGCUCAUGAGAUCCCGAACGGCUUCUGGUUCCAGCGUCGCCUCCUUAGAAGGAGUCAGGAGUCGGUCCCACACUGGUGAAGGAGUGAGAAGUCGAUCCCACACUGGGGAGGGAUCCCGAAGCAGGUCCCAUACCAGUGAUGGGGAGAAGACCAGAUCCCACACCAGCGAGGACACCCGGAACCGCCCUCACACAGACACCCGCAUCGAGCUCACUCCCAACUCCGCAAACAACACUGAACCACCGAGCCCGAAGUCCAUGGAGGUUUCCUGUUAAGCGAAACAGGCCGGAGUUGUAAUUGAGACCCAACUGCCACCCACUUUGUGUCACGAUAUUUGAUAUUUAACCCAAAGCAUUUUCUGGCUCUCGUCCCUUCCCAGAGUUCAACAGGGACCAAUAAAAAACAUCUCAGUUGCUCUGUAUCCCUAACAGAGGUUGCUGCUAUUCUUUUUCUCCAGCUAAUUGUAGAUGUCUUUAAAACUUAUCCAGUGGGAAAGCGAACACUGGUGGCAGAGUCUUCA